ACAGCGGGAUAUGCUUUCCAGAGAGAAACUGAACAGGCCUAUAGUAAACGUUUACCACAGACACCCUGGGACCCAGUUACCUGAGGCUGCUCAUCUCAUACAGGGUAGUUCUGUGUUGAGACGCUGCCUGCUGUCCUCUAAAGAGGAGCUCUUCAGGCUACAGGGCACAUGUCUGGAGCGGGUGGACAACCUGCACAGCAAGAGGGCCGCAGAGCAGGUGGACUCUGCCGUGGUCAGGCUGCGGCGGCAGCUGGUCGAAAGACGAGCAAUGCCCACUUUCCUCCAACAGGGGUUGCACUAAACUCAUUAUGUAGUGCAUGACCCAAUUCAUCUUUCUUCAUUGUUUCCUCUCUCCUUGGUUCCUUCUCAAAAAUGCAUUGGAGGAGAAGAAAGAUAAAAGGUUCCUCCCCUCUGAUCUUCUCCUCCAAUGCAUUUUGAGAAGUAGAUGAGAGGAAUCAAGGAAAGAGAAGAGCCCCUAUCUAUAGUUGUAUACAAACGGUAUGUGUGUGUUUUAUCCUGGAUAUGAAGCGAAAGAGGGACCAAUGUGCUGAAAAGGGACCAUUUAAACAAGAUGAUUAGGAAGGUAUGUUUAACCUAGUCAUGUGUGGCAUCCCAACUCUCAAUUAACCACAUUUCUGCAUUACACCAUUAACGUGUACUUGAAAUAAACAUAAACAGUAUUUCUCUGCAAACUCAGCCCCAUUGCUUAUUGUAUGGGAGUCCCUUAGAGCAUAAAUGUGCAUGGGUUUCAUUCGCCUGUACUUGAUCUCCUUGUCAUACUGCCAUUUUGUACAGGUUGGCAUCUAUAAUAUGAAUUGAAUAUGUUCAGCAUUGACUGCAUUAGAAUCACAAACCGUGUACUGUUUAUGUUCAACUUCACCUCUGAAUAAAUGUACACCGUUAUAAAGUCCAGUCUCCAUCGCCCCCCCUCCUCUUCAGUCCGAGUCAUAAGACUGCAAGUCACUUGACAGUCCUCCCUCUAAACUUCAUGUGUUU
This is a messenger RNA of Oncorhynchus mykiss (rainbow trout), 996 nucleotides long. Lineage: Eukaryota; Metazoa; Chordata; Actinopteri; Salmoniformes; Salmonidae. The record is from RefSeq and is a predicted model, not a curated record.